AUGGAGGUUGAGAGCGAACAUGACGGCGACGGCAACCCUAGUGGCAAGCCGCCGGAGCCCACACGACGGCCAACGUUUAAGGAAAAAGUUCUCGGGAAAGCUACAAUAAAGAAGAGAAAGAAAGUAUGCAAUCUGGUGGAUGUCGGCAUCAUGAAGAAAGACCUGAUUGAUGGGAGCAGUUUCUUCCCGAUGUUUGACUUUAAGGACGAUCGUUCUUAUGAGGAAAUCUACAAGCCUUGGGAGGAUUGUUUGGUUGUGAAACUUCUAGGAAGGCACAUAGGCUACAAGGCACUGUGUGAUCGUCUAAAGCUGUUACGGAAACCAUCAGGAUGUAUCGAGGUCCGAGAUAUUCUCCAUGGUUACUUUCUGAUGCAAUUUGACUUGAAGGAGGAUCGUGAACGUGCGAUGGUGGGUGUCCCCUGGAUGAUCUAUGAUCAUUACCUUGCUGUCAAGCCAUGGACGCCAGAUUUUGUGGCUGCGAAUUCAGAGAUCAGUACUACUGCUGUAUGGAUACGCAUCCCGGGCCUAGGUUUUCAGUUCUAUGAUGAGAGUAUUCUAUUGACCCUAGCGUCUGCGGUUGGAACCCUUAUUCGAGUUGACAUGAACACAGUCGAUAUGCAGCGCGGGAAGUAUGCUCGGGUCUGUGUAGAGAUCGAUUUGAAUAGCCCCGUCUUGGGGAGGGUAGGGUUACAUGGAGUAUGGUACAACAUUGAAUACGAGGGACUACACUUGUUAUGCGCCAAGUGUGGUUGCUAUGGUCACCUUGCCCGACAGUGCACCAGAGAAAGGGUUCCCCAACCUAGCACGCAGCCGGAGACAACCGUGAAAGAGCCUAAUGAGCCCCCAACGGCGGCAGUCGACACUCAGCAGGAGGUUAGCCCUACUGAAACCCUAGAAACGAGCCAAACAAUGAUGGAAGACGCGACUGCCGGCGCGAAACGCGCACCCAUUAAUUGCCCCGAUUCUGCACAUGGGGAAUGGCAAUCAGUUACGCGUAAAGCAUGGAAAAAUUCAAGUUCUAACCAAAAGAAGCAGGUUGCGGGAAAUCAGCACGUAACGCAUGCAAAUAGCGGAUUCCAAGCGGGGAAGAAAGGAAAGGAGCAACAAAAUACUCAAUUUGCCAUUCAAAAUAUCUCAAGUGGGGCCACUCAGAAGCCUGGCAGCCAGGGAACACCAAACACCAGGAUGAUUGGUAACAAAAAGAUCUUUGUGUUUGGCGAUGGGACAAUGUCAACUCUCAAUCUGCAACAUAAAGAAGUCGCCUCCUUUUGGAGGAGUGUGGGUUAUGAAUUGUGUGGUUGCUCUGAAGCAACUGGGCAUCGUGGUGGCAUCUGGGUUCUUGCUUCCAUAGAAAGAUCCUUUGCUGUCCAGAUUGUGGAUAUUCACUCACAAGUGGUGUCUGUCUCUAUUAUUGUUAAUAAUAGAGCUUGGGUCUGUUCGGCCGUGUAUGCAAGCCCUAACCCCUUGAGGGAGGAACUAUGGGCACAUUUAACCACUCUUCGACAACAAGUUCUUCAAUCGUGGCUUGCUGCAGGAGACUUCAAUGAGAUUAUAUCUCCGGCAGAGGUUACUGGUGGGGAAUUCUGUCAGAUGAGGGCCAAUCGUAUGCUGGCUAUGUUAGAGGCCUGCGAGUUUAUUGAUUUAGGAGCGACUGGAAAUCAAUUCACAUGGGAGAGGAGACAUAAUGGACGACGUAUUGUUGCAAAACACUUGGACAGGGCCAUUGGCGAUGUUUCAUGGCGCCAUACAUUUCCUGAGGCCUAUGUUGAGCACUUAGAACGGGUAUAUUCUGAUCACUGUCCCAUUCUAAUUCGUUGUAAUGCUCCAAUUGGGGAUCGUUCACACCGGCCGUUCCGGUUCCUAGCGGCUUGGUCCACACAUCCGUCUUAUGAGCCCUUGAUACGUGAUACUUGGAGGAAGCCACCUCCUACUUUAAUGGGGAAAUUGGAGAACAUUCGGGUUGCUUCUCUAAAUUUCAAUACCAACGUUUUUGGCAACAUUAUUAGGAGGAAGAAGCUUGUAGAGCGCCGCUUGCAAGGCCUGCAACGUGAGCUGGAGGCCCAAGAGACGGAAUCCUUCCUCCGGUUAGAGAAAGAAUUACAGGAUGAGUAUGAACAGAUCCUCAUUCAAGAAGAGUUAACAUGGUAUCAGAAAUCCCGAGAGCGGUGGGUGAAGCUUGGUGAUCGUAAUACUAAAUUCUUCCACCUUCAAACUGUGAUACGUCGGAAGAGAAAUAAGAUCCAUGGAAUAUUUGUUGGUGAUACUUGGUAUGUAGAAAUCACGUGA
Molecule: messenger RNA, 2286 nt
Organism: Lotus japonicus
Lineage: Eukaryota; Viridiplantae; Streptophyta; Magnoliopsida; Fabales; Fabaceae
Exons: 4
Coding region: 1-2286 (761 amino acids)
Molecular function (GO): zinc ion binding; nucleic acid binding
Source: RefSeq, a predicted model, not a curated record